Molecule: messenger RNA, 1901 nt
Organism: Polyodon spathula (Mississippi paddlefish)
Lineage: Eukaryota; Metazoa; Chordata; Actinopteri; Acipenseriformes; Polyodontidae
Product: peroxiredoxin-6-like
Exons: 5
Coding region: 16-1587 (523 amino acids)
Biological process (GO): cellular oxidant detoxification; cell redox homeostasis
Cellular component (GO): cytosol; mitochondrion
Molecular function (GO): peroxiredoxin activity
Source: RefSeq, a predicted model, not a curated record
AACAGCAGAUUCAGCAUGACCUCCUGCCCGGCGGCGCUGUCGCUCUUCCACAUGCAGUACAGAGUCCCGGCUAUCCAGGGGAUGCCGUGCCCGGAGAUCUCAAUCAUCUUCAUCAGCGGCCGGACGCUGCCCCAGGAGGAAUCCUCCUCGGCACACACUCCGAGCCGCUUGGACAUCCACAGGUCGACAGCGAGCAGGGACCUCAACGCGAUCCCCGCGAACGACGGGUUCAGCCGCAUGCAGUCCUCCUCCCGGAGCUGCUGCUGUGGGCCGGUGGCUGAGGCGCAGGACGAGCUGGAGCCGCGCCGCCGGGUCGGGCUCUCGGAGGCUCCGAGCCGGGCCGAGGUCGGGUCCGAACCCUGCCUCUGCAGCAAGUGCGGGGGCGGGGUUCGGUACAGAGACCGCCCGACGUUGUUUUUUGCUUUUGGUGAAGGCAUGUCCUGCCGUCGCUCGCUGUACCGCAGCCCUGUCUGCGAUGGAACAGAAAACCGGAUCACCCUACUUCAUUGCUUCCCAGGUGAGCGCAUCUCACUGCGGAUUCGUGACCACGGCGUUGCCUUCCUGUUACAACCAAGCGUGGGCGCACUGGCUAGGAGUGGGGCACAGCGGGACCACGUCACUGUGAGGGCACGCUCGGCCUCAAAUAGGAAUGCAGCAAAGCUACUGGUUGAGUGGUUCUGUCAGCCCAUCCCGUCCAAAUCACUCGACUGGACACAAACAAUGAUUCUUACUUACAUACAUACAUACGGGUCCAAGGCAAAACAAGUCUGUUUUGAAGUCUAUUUUUGCGCCUCAUUUGCAGAGCACGCCGAGUCUCCUCCCGUUGACUCCUAUUGGUUGCGCUGUGGUCCGCCUGUGUGCCCCAGUCUGCGCGCAGCAGAGUUCUUCUGUCCUCUAAACCGGUUUGACUGCACCAUGCCGGGGCUACUGCUCGGAGACGUGUUUCCCAAUUUCGAGGCUGACACCACCAUCGGGAAGAUACAAUUCCACGACUUUCUCGGCGAUUCGUGGGGUAUCCUGUUCUCUCACCCCCGAGACUUCACCCCAGUGUGCACCACAGAGCUGGGUCGUGCUGCCAAGCUGUCAGGAGAGUUUGCGAGGCGCAGUGUGAAGAUGAUCGCUCUGUCCAUCGACAGUGUGCAGGACCACUUGGCCUGGAGCAAGGACAUCAUCGCUUAUAACGGAGAGGCUCCCGGCUCCACGCUUCCUUUCCCGAUCAUCGCCGAUGAGAAGCGGGAGCUGGCGGUCCAGCUGGGAAUGCUGGACCCCGAUGAGAAGGACAAGGACGGCAUUCCGCUGACCGCUCGCUGUGUGUUUGUCAUUGGCUCUGACAAGAAGCUGAAGCUGUCGAUUCUCUACCCUGCCACCACGGGGCGUAAUUUCGACGAGAUCCUGCGCGCGGUGGACUCUCUGCAGCUGACUGCGCAGAAGCGUGUGGCCACGCCCGUGGACUGGAAGCUUGGUGACAGCUGCAUGGUGCUUCCCAAUAUUUCCGAGGACGAGGCCGCCAAGCUGUUUCCUGCCGGCGUUUUCACCAAGGACUUGCCAUCAGGGAAGAAGUACCUGCGAUACACCCCGCAGCCAUGAGGGGGCGUCGGGGCUGCCUUAUGACAGAGCUGGACUCCUGACAACCUGCUGAGAGAGAAAGAGAGAGGGGUGGGCAGGGCAGGACAGGGAGUACAUCACUACAGAGAGAGUUCAGAUACAUCCCUACAGACUACUACUUCUCUUCCUUACCAGUCCUUUUCCAUUCUCUCUCACCUAUCUGUCAGGUGCGGACGGUGCGUUCUGGACAAUCAAGCUGAACUCUAUAUUCCUCUUUGCCUUUCCACAGGAUGUGCACUAGGUAGGACUGUCUUGAUAUUUGUUGCUCUGCAAAUGAACAUCAUUUCAGUUUUGAA